AUGUCAACUUCGCCAGAACCUAAGGGCCUUGUCCCCUUCACCAGAGAGUCUUUUGAGCUUAUAAAACAGCGUAUUGCUAAAAAACACAAUGAGGAACCUGACGAAGAAGAUUUAAAGCCAAACAUUGACUUGGAAGUUGGCAAAGAGCUUCCAAUUAUUUAUGGAAAACUUUCUCGAGGAAUGGUGUCAGAGCCCUUGGAAGAUGUGGACCCAUACUACUACAAGAAAAAAAAUACAUUCAUGGUAUUAAAUAACAACAGAACAAUCUUCAGAUUCAAUGCCACCUCCAUCUUGUGUACAUUGUCUCCUUUCAGUCCUAUUAGAGGAACAACUAUCAAGGUUUUGGUACAUCCCUAUUUUCGACUGUUAAUUUUAAUUAGUGUCCUGACUGAUUGCAUGUUUAUGACAAUGAAUAAUUUGCCAAAAUGGGGACCAGCAGUAGAGAAUACUUUGCUUGGAAUUUACACAUUUGAAAUACUUGUAAAACUCUUUGCAAGAGGCAUCUGGUCAGGAUCUUUUUCUUUCCUUGCUGAUCCAUGGAACUGGCUUGAUUUCAGUGUAACUUUCUUUGAGCUUAUAACAAGAUAUUCACCUCUAAACUACAUGCUAAGGCUUCAAACUGCAAGAACUUUGAGAAUUUUGAAAAUUAUUCCUUUAAACCAAGGUCUGAAGUCUCUUGUAGGGGUCCUGAUCCAUUGCUUGAAGAAACUUACUGGUGUCAUUAUCUUAACUCUGGUUUUUCUGAGUGUAUUUUCUGCAACUGGAAUGGGGCUCUUCAUGGGAAACCUGAAGCACAAAUGUUUGAGAUGGCCCCAAGAAAAUGAAAAUGAAACCCUGCACAACAGAACUGGAAACCCAUAUUAUAUUCGAGAAACAGAAAGUUUUUACUAUUUGGAAGGAGAAAGAGAUGCUCUCCUUUGUGGCAAUAGAACAGAUGCUAGUCAGUGUCCUGAGGGAUAUGUGUGUGUAAAAGCUGGCAGAAAUCCUGAUUACGGCUUCACAAAUUUUGACAAUUUUGGCUGGGCCUUAUUGGCCCUAUUUCGGUUAAUGACUCAGGAUUACCCCGAAGCACUUUAUCACCAGAUCCUGUAUGCUUCUGGAAAGGUCUACAUGAUAUUUUUUGUUGUGGUGAGUUUUUGGUUUGCCUUUUAUAUGGCAAGUUUGUUCUUGAGCAUACUUGCUAUGGCCUAUGAAGAAGAAAAGGAGACAGCUGCUGAAAAAGCUAAGAAGAUUGAACCAAAAUUUCAACAGACUAUAAAAGAACUUCAAGAAGGAAAUGAAGCAACUGAGGCUAAGACUACACAAAUAGAAAUGAAGAAUAGAUCACCAGCUGCCAUGAACACAUCUUUGGAUAUAUUGGAAGAUGCUACUCUCAGACAUAAAGAAGAACUUAAAGAAUGUAGGAAGAAAUGCCCAUUGUGUUGGUAUAAGUUUGCUAAAACUUUCUUGAUCUGGAAUUGUUCUCCCUGUUGGUUAAAAUUGAAAGAGUUUGUCCAUAGGAUUGUAAUGGACCCAUUUACUGAUCUUUUCCUUAUCAUAUGCAUAAUUUUAAACAUACAUUUUUUGGCCAUCGAACAUUAUCCAAUGAGUGAAGAAACCAACAAUUUACUCAGCAUUGGAAACCUGGUUUUUAUCGGAAUUUUUACAGCAGAAAUGAUUUUAAAAAUAAUUGUCAUGCAUCCAUAUGGGUAUUUCCAAGUAGGUUGGAACAUUUUUGAUAGCAUAAUUGUGUUCCUUGGUUUAGCAGAACUUUGUCUAGUGCAUAUUGAAGGAGUAGCUGCGUUUCGAUUGUUCAGGAUGUUGCGAAUUUUCAAAUUGGGGAAAUAUUGGCCAACAUUUCAGAUUCUGAUGCUGACUCUUAGUAACUCAUUGGUGGCCCUGAAAGACUUGGUCCUGCUAUUGUUCACCUUCAUCUUCUUUUCUACUGUGUUUGGGAUGAAGUUGUUUGGUCUGAGUUACAAAAAACAUGUCUGCCGCAUAGAUAAAGACUGUCAACUCCCACACUGGCACAUGCAUGACUUCUUCCACUCCUACCUGACUGUGUUUCGUAUUCUAUGUGGAGAGUGGAUAGAGACCCUAUGGGACUGCAUGGAGGUAGCAAACAAAUCCUGGUGUAUUUCUUUUUACAUGAUGGUCAUUUUAAUUGGAAACUUAUUGAUACUUUACCUGUUUCUGGCAUUGGUGAGCUCAUUUAGUUCAUACAAGGCUGCACCAACUGAAGAGAACGGUGAGGCAGAAAAUCCCCAGCUUGCAAUGGCAAAGAUUAAGAAAGGAAUAAACUAUGUGCUUCGUAAAAUAUUUUCCGUAAAAAAACAAAAUAUUUCAAAGGAGACAAUGGACCAUGUAAAUAAUAUGUAUGUAAAAGAGAAUGUCUCUGACCACACCCUUUCUGAAUUGAGCAACACCCAAGAUUUCCUCAAGGAUAAGGAAAAAAGCAGUGGCACAGAGAAAAACACAACUGAAAAUGAGAACCAAUCACUUAUUCCCAGUCCUAGUGUCUCAGAAACUGUACCAAUUGCUUCAGGAGAAUCUGAUAUAGAAAAUCUGGAUAAUAAGGAGACCCAGAGCAAGUCAGGUGAUGGAAGCAGCAAAGAGAAGAUAAAGCAAUCUAGCUCAUCUGAAUGCAGUACAGUUGAUAUUGCUAUCUCUGAUGAAGAAGAAAUGGUCUAUGAACGUGAAAAGCCAAGACAUCUUAAAAACAGUUAUGGACGGAGAUUUUCACCUGGUCAAAGCAGUAGAAACUCCAAGAGAGGAAAAAUUUGGCAGAACAUGAGGAAAACCUGCUGCAAGAUAGUUGAGAACAGUUGGUUUAAGUGUUUUAUUGGCCUUGUCACUCUGCUCAGCACAGGUGCUCUGGCUUUUGAAGAUAUAUAUAUCGAUCAGAGAAAGACUACUAAAAUCUUAUUAGAAUAUGCUGACAUGAUCUUCACUUACAUCUUCAUUCUGGAAAUGCUUCUAAAGUGGAUGGCAUAUGGUUUUAAAGCCUAUUUUACUAAUGGGUGGUACAAGCUGGACUUCAUGGUUGUUAUUGUGUUUUGUCUUAGCUUAAUAGGCAAAACUCGGGAAGAACUAAAACCACUUACUUCUAUUAAGUUCCUUCGGGCACUCAGAGUUCUAUCUCAAUUUGAAAGAAUGAAGGUGGUUGUGAGAGCUUUGAUUAAAACAACUUUACCCACUUUGAAUGUGUUUCUGGUGUGCCUUCUGAUCUGGCUAAUUUUUAGUAUCUUGGGAGUACACUUAUUUGCUGGUACGUUCUAUGAAUGCAUUGACCCAACAAGUGGAGAAAGGUUUCCUAUAUAUGAAGUCAUGAAUAAGAGUCAGUGUGAAAGCCUUGUGUUUAAUGAAUCCAUGCCAUGGGAGAAUGCAAAACUAAACUUUGAUAAUGUUGGAAAUAGCUUCCUUGCUCUGCUUCAAGUAGCAACAUUUAAUGGAUGGAUCACUAUUAUGAACUCAGCAGUUGAUUCUAUUAAUGUAAAUGUGCAGCCUAAUUUUGAAGACAACAUCUAUAUGUAUUGCUACUUUAUCAACUUUAUUAUCUUUGGAUUAUUUCUCCCUCUGAGCAUGCUGAUUGGUGUUAUUAUUGCCAAUUUCAACAAGCAUAAAAUAAAGCAGGGAGGCUCAAAUAUCUUUAUAACAGUAAAACAGAAGAAACAAUACCGUUGGCUGAAGAAGCUGAUGUGUGAGGGUUCUGAAAGACCAAUACCUCGCCCAGGAAACAAGUUCCAAGGGUUUAUUUUUGGCUUGGUAACAAAUCAAGUUUUUAAUGUUAUCAUUAUGGUUCUUAUCUGUUUCCAAGUAAUAACAAUUAUGAUACAAAGUGAUGAACAGAGUCCACAAAUGGAAACUGCUCUCUACUGGAUUAAUUCAAUUUUUGUUAUACUGUAUACUACAGAAUGUGUAAUGAAGCUCGUCUCUUUCCGUUGUUACUAUUUCACCAUUGGAUGGAACAUUUUUGAUUUUGUGGUGGUCAUUUUCUCUAUUACAGGACUGUUGCUGCCUAUGACAAUAGGAUCCUAUCUUGUGCCUCCUUUACUUGUGCAACUGAUACUUCUCACACGGGUCAUCCACAUCCUGCGUCUUGGGAAAGGUCCAAAGGUGUUCCAUAAUCUGAUGCUUCCUUUGAUGCUGUCCCUCCCAGCAUUGUUGAACAUCAGUCUUCUCAUCUUCCUGGUCAUGUUCAUCUACGCCAUCUUUGGAAUGUAUAACUUUGCCUAUGUUAAAAAGGAAGCUGGAAUUAAUGAUGUGUCCAACUUUGAAACCUUUGGCAGCAGUAUGAUCUGCCUUUUCCAAGUUACAACAUUUGCUGGUUGGGAUGGCAUGCUCAACGCAAUUUUCAAUAGUAAAUGGUCUGACUGUGAUCCUGAUAAAAUUAACCCUGGAACUCAGGUUAGAGGAGAUUGUGGUAACCCCUCUGUUGGGAUUUUUUACUUUGUCAGUUACAUACUCAUAUCGUGGCUGAUCAUUGUAAAUAUGUAUAUUGUUGUUGUCAUGGAGUUCUUAAAUAUUUCUUCUAAGAAAAAAGCCAAGACCUUGAGUGAAGACGAUUUUAGGAAAUUCUUUCAAGUGUGGACGACAUUUGAUCCUGACAGGACUCAGUACAUAGACUCUAGCAAGCUUUCAGAUUUUGCAGCUGCUCUUGAUCCUCCUCUUUUCAUGGCAAAACCAAACAAGGGCCAGCUCCUUGCUUUGGAUCUUCCCAUGGCUGUUGGGGACAGAAUUCAUUGUCUUGACAUCUUACUUGCUUUCACAAAGAGAGUUAUGGGUAAAGAUGUGAGGAUGGAGAAAGUCCUUUCAGAGAUAGAAUCAGGGUUCAUGUUAGCCAACCCUUUCAAGAUCACAUAUGAGCCGAUUACAACUACUCUGAAACGCAAACAAGAGGCGGUUUCAGCAACCAUCAUUCAGCGCGCCUAUAAAAGUUACCGCUUAAGGCAAAAUGACAAAAAUACAUCAGAUAUUAACAUGAUAGGUGAUGAAAGAGAUGUUCAAACUACUAAAGAACAUGUCUAUUUUGACAAAGCUAAGGAAAAGUCAACUCUGCAGGGCCAGAUCUAA
Cynocephalus volans (Philippine flying lemur) is the source of this 5052-nucleotide messenger RNA. RefSeq names its product sodium voltage-gated channel alpha subunit 7 (gene SCN7A). Gene Ontology annotation, biological process: membrane depolarization during action potential; neuronal action potential; sodium ion transmembrane transport. NCBI's taxonomy places the organism in Eukaryota, Metazoa, Chordata, Mammalia, Dermoptera, Cynocephalidae. The record is from RefSeq and is a predicted model, not a curated record. The transcript has 24 exons. Gene Ontology annotation, cellular component: plasma membrane; voltage-gated sodium channel complex; axon. The coding region runs from base 1 to 5052 and encodes 1683 amino acids. Gene Ontology annotation, molecular function: voltage-gated sodium channel activity.